This is a messenger RNA of Schistosoma mattheei, 561 nucleotides long. NCBI's taxonomy places the organism in Eukaryota, Metazoa, Platyhelminthes, Trematoda, Strigeidida, Schistosomatidae. The record is from the annotation of a GenBank genome assembly.
AUGGAUGAGUUAAGAGAGAGGAACAUUGUUCUUGCAAAAAUAUGUGAACAAGCUGAACGAUAUGAUGAAAUGGUCAAAGCUAUGAUUGAGAUAGCUACGAAUAGCGAAACUGAGCUAACAGUCGAAGAACGAAACCUUCUAUCUGUCGCAUACAAAAACGUCAUUGGUGCCCGCCGAUCAUCGAGAGGCGAUUAUUAUCGCUAUAGAGCCGAGUUUUCUGUCGGGAACCAAAGAAAAGACGCAGCCGAAAACAGUCUUUGUGCAUAUAAAAAAGCUGCAGAGGAUGCUGAAAAACUUCCCAUUACUCAUCCUAUUCGACUAGGUCUUGCUCUAAACUUUUCAGUGUUUUAUUAUGAGAUUCUUAAUAACUGUGAACAAGCGUGCAAGUGUGCAAGAGUAGCGUUUGACUCGGCUAUCGCUGAACUAGAUACAUUAUCGGAAGAAAGCUACAAAGAUUCAACAAUAAUUAUGCAACUAUUAAGGGAUAAUCUUACACUUUGGACCUCAAAUAAUGAAGGCGAAAAGGAUACUGCUGCUUCUCCUAAGGGUGAUAAGAAGUGA